Messenger RNA from Aedes albopictus (Asian tiger mosquito), 2625 nucleotides. RefSeq names its product myosin light chain kinase 2, skeletal/cardiac muscle. Gene Ontology annotation, molecular function: protein serine/threonine kinase activity; ATP binding. NCBI's taxonomy places the organism in Eukaryota, Metazoa, Arthropoda, Insecta, Diptera, Culicidae. The record is from RefSeq and is a predicted model, not a curated record. Gene Ontology annotation, biological process: positive regulation of apoptotic process; intracellular signal transduction; protein phosphorylation. Gene Ontology annotation, cellular component: nucleus. Bases 782 to 1798 code for a protein of 338 amino acids. The transcript is spliced from 7 exons.
UGGCCUGCUAUACCAGCUAAAACAGAUCGCCACCGCGCCCAUAUGCGCGCGAUCGAAAGUGAGUGCGAGCACCAUCAGAGAAUACGAUCUUCGUCCGUAUAGGACCAAGAGCGGAGUGGAAAUUUCUGCUCAAAAAUAAAUCCAAGAAAAAUCUGCGCGCCGACUUUCUUCGUCAGUCGUGUGAACGGCACUCUCCGCCGCUUAUUUGCCAUUCGCACGUUAAUCACGGCAGACGCAAUUCGAGUGGACGUCGCGAUUCUACGGAAGCUGAGCUGUGACCAUCAACAUUCGGUGAGAUUGCGGAUUUGAGGAUCAUUCGUGGAUGCCAAAAAAGGCAUUAAUUUUUCUGUGAAGUGUAGUGGGAAUCCGAUCGUACGGUUGAUCAGCUCCGUGAAACGUUACAAGGGUCCAAUACAUGUGAGCGCCGAAUUUGUUCACAAAAAAGACAAUAAAAGUCGACAAAAUUUACGACGCCUCCUCAAUGAUCAACAACAGUCGAAGAAGAAAGGCAAAUUGUUCAAAAAUGAGAAAAUAACUUCAGUGGCGACGACGCGGACGACCAAGAAUUCUGAUCUGUCUGUCCUGGCGGAAAAACGCGAUCGGGUGGUGUUGAAAAGUGAAAAGUGACCUUAGCAGGCAGGCAGUGCUGGGGAAAAUUACGAGUUACGCGUGAGGUCGUCGAGAAGAAAGAACGAACGCACAGAGAGCGUUCGCAGAGAGAAACCAAUACAACAACAACAAUCGCCGCCAUAGAUAGUAAACAAUCCCCGGGAGGUUCAAGAUGUUCAAGGUCGACGAAAACUAUCCCACUCAAGAACUCGAACCGGCAUUCCCGUACCGGCAGGUGCAGCUGAAAGAGCAUGUCGAUCCCCGGCAAACGUUCGACAUACUGCCGGAGCUGGGCCGGGGUACCUUCGGGACGGUGUUCCUGUGUCGGGAGAAAGCCUCCGGGCUGGAACUGGCGGCCAAAAUUGUGUCCUGCAACAAGAAGAAGGAACGCACCGACGCUAUUCGGGAGAUCGACAUCAUGAGCUGCCUGCACCAUCCUCGGUUGAUCCAGCUGUUCGAUGCGUUCGACUACGAGAAUAAAGUCUAUGUGAUACUAGAACUAGUCCAAGGCGGUGAGCUGUUCGAGCGUGUGAUAGAUGACGACUUUGUGCUGACGGAGAAGGCUUGUGCCGUGUUCAUGAGACAGAUCUGCGAGGGCAUGGAAUACAUCCACAGCAGGAGCAUAAUUCAUCUCGACAUGAAGCCAGAAAAUAUUCUCUGUCUCACAAAGACCGGCAAUCGGAUAAAGAUCAUCGAUUUUGGAUUCGCCAGACGAUACGAUCCCAACAAAAAACUUCACGUCAUGUUCGGCACGGCAGAGUUUACCGCCCCGGAGGUCCUGAACUAUGACGAAAUCUACUUCUACACGGACAUGUGGAGUUUGGGUGUUAUCUGUUACGUUCUACUGUCCGGUCUGUCGCCGUUCGUGGGCGACAACGACAUGGCGACCAUGAACAACGUCGUCACCGGGAGCUACUCGUUCAAGUACAGCUCGUUCGAUGCCGUCUCGGAGGAUGCGAUGGACUUUGUCCGGCAGCUACUGGUCCGGGAUGGGUCCAAGCGGCUCACCGCCAAACAGGCCCUCUGCCACAAGUGGUUGGCCGAGACGGCCCCGCAGAACACAACCGAGUUAUCUAUAACAAAAACAAAAUUGAAACGUUAUGUUAUUAAGAAACGGUGGAUCAAGGCGGUCAACACGAUCAUCGCGCUGCGGCGGAUGGGCGCCCGGAUCGAUUUCGAUCUGAUCUGAUCCUGGGGGUGGGAGGACAAAUGGGGAUCAGUCAGCUUGGUGGUAAUCAUUGGGCGCGGUUGGAGAAGUCCAGCUAUGGGGAACCAGAACGGGUUAAUUAAGUAGGAAUGAUAUUGGGUAUGAUAAUUUUUAUGUUUCUUAGGUUUAGGAAGAUGUGAGCAAAUUCGUAACCUUCGUUUUAAGUGUUAGUAAGUAUGUAGUUAGACGUUUAAUUUUUUCAAAGAUACAGUGAUGACAAGAGUUUAUUUAGUCUUUUUCAUGGAACAGUGGAUUCACUGUAGCUCUAUAUUUUGGACAGAACUGCAGUGCUAUACAGUUGAGUGUCCUAUAACGUCGUGUUACCUUCUUUAUGUUCAUCGCCAUUUGUCGGCGAUCGGAUGCAAAUUGAAGUAUUUUUGAGCGUAUUUUGAUCAUACCGUUAUAAGACAUUCGAGUGUAUAUGAUUUCCCUCCAAUAAUACAUAGAAUUUCAACAGACUUAUGUAAAUGAUGCACUUCAAAUGAUAAAAAGAUCACACGUGUGUGCACCAGACUCUACUCUACAUACGUGUCACAUCAAUCAUCCUUCUUCACCAGUCAAGUCACCCAAUUAAAAGUUAAGAAUCGCGUUUCCAGGUGAUCGUCCCGACCCAACUUCACACUGAUACUCGUCAUGUACAUAGUUAUUAAUUGAAUAAAGCAAAUUUUAAUUGUAGCGCACACUAGCAUUGUAAGACACCUCCGUACAUGUGUAAUCGAGAUGCAAGCGGUUAUUUCCUUAAUAUUACGAGUAAAUAAUAAAUAAUAAAUUCUACAACUAGAACCAUGAAAAAUCACCUUUUAAGCGAG